UUUUAUAUAAAAAUGGACGAAGGCUGGGACAAGAUCAGUAGGUAUAGGGAUACUAUGAGCAAAUUGUAUGAUCAGGAGACAAGCUCAAACUUAAGAGCGAAGAGGGUCACUAAGACGAUGAACCAGAUUAAGAGAGUUCUUGUCAAAUAAGAAACUUAACGCAACGUAUAUACCGGUGGAUGAUAUUUAUGUCAUGAAUACUGCUAUUGAUACUGUAGCACAGGAAAAUUUGAGGAAGUUACUUCAAAUGGAGAAUGAUCUUAGAAAUGAUAGGAUCAGUCGUGACCAAUAUCAUCAGAAAAUGAAGCAGUAUUGGCGCUGAGGGCUUCUAGAUCAUCCUAAAAAUAAAAAUUAUGAGCUUAAAGGUUAUUACCAGAAUAUUAAUGAUGACUCACAAGAGGCCCCAAAGGCUAAGAAUUUUAAAUAAGUUGAUAGAGCGGCUCAAAGCAAUGGAUAAUCCUCCGGAAAUUAUUCAGCAUUGUCCUACAAAACAAAAUAUAGGGACCACUUCUGAAGAUGAUUCUGAAAGCAUCUCUUAUACUCUUUCCAAAAUAACUGAGGAAAGAAAUAUGAAAUUUCCCAAUGAAAUUAACAAAGAUGUAAGUGGCAAACUAUCCCUUGUGGCACAGAAGAAGUCCAGAAAUUGUAGUUCAAUGCCCAAGCUGAAGACAGAAAAUCAGCAAAAGUUGACUCAUCUUCAGAGGCACAAAAUCAUGAACGAAAUGUUCUCAACCAAGCCAAGAGCAAAGCCUACUGCUCUUGAGUCGAUUAAUGGCUCUUUAAAACGAGAGCAAUUAGACAAAUACAUCUGAAAAUUAUACAAUAAUAAAAUGAAAUAAUGCUAUUUCUAAGGCAAAAUCUCGUCAAAAGAAGGAAAUAGAGGCAUCAAACAUCCUCUAUAAACUCAGAAAAAAUUCACAGCCAAAAUUAAAGAAAAAGUUCAAAAUUGGAGUAAAGGAACCGAAGAAAAAGAAAGGGAGGAACCAGAGCUUGCCAGAGAUAGAUUAUGCUUCUCACAAUGAUAUUUUCACCCCAUCUCCAAAUUUUCGGAGAAGGAUAGUGGUGGAUAUGGAAAAUCCUGCUGCUCCUCUUCCUCUAGGAAAGUCCUACACAAUGAAAAUGCAGACGAGAAAGAAUGAAAAAUUGUAUGAUGUCCUUGGAGAUAGCAUUUCUUACAUAAAAGCCCAAGAUGAAGUUCAAUUGCCCAGCAAGCCUGCUUACUCCAUAUUCAACUUACGUAAACUAAGUCAGAACAGUAUGAGCAUGAUGACCGAGAUCACGCAGUCUAAAAAGCCUGAGUCUACCUUAUCAAAGAUCAUUCAGGACUGUGAGUCCACAUUGGCUAUUAAAUGCAAAAGGCCAAAAGGGCUCAUACUUGACCAGCUUGGCAAAAGGAUUGAAGUAUUGCAAGAGAUCAACAGGCAAUUAGAUUUCUAAAAUAUCCUGAAA
Messenger RNA from Moneuplotes crassus, 1449 nucleotides. The record is from the annotation of a GenBank genome assembly. Lineage: Eukaryota; Ciliophora; Spirotrichea; Euplotida; Euplotidae.